This is a messenger RNA of Paramecium octaurelia, 312 nucleotides long. Lineage: Eukaryota; Ciliophora; Oligohymenophorea; Peniculida; Parameciidae. The record is from the annotation of a GenBank genome assembly.
AUGAGAACUAAUUUGCUUUCCGUUGUUCUUUUAUCCAUACUAAUCAUUCCAAUUGCAAGCUAGAGAUAAUGUAGAUCAAGUUCUGAAUGUGCUGCUGGAUUUUGCUGUGCCUUUACAUAAGUUACUUCUGUUGGCAUUGAUUUAAAAAUAGUCUAUUAGACAUGCAGAAACUAGACAGUUGUUAAAAGCUAUUAAAAUGAGUUACAUGUUCAGAGUUUAUCAAUCCCUGAUUAUGCUAAUAUCCAUUAAAUAUUAUUUGAAAUAACAUAUUGCAUAACUGCUAACUCAACAUCGAAUAUUUUGGGAUAUUGA